Arthroderma uncinatum is the source of this 3279-nucleotide messenger RNA. RefSeq lists its product as uncharacterized. Gene Ontology annotation, biological process: intracellular protein transport. Gene Ontology annotation, molecular function: protein-transporting ATPase activity; protein binding. The record is from RefSeq and is a predicted model, not a curated record. The transcript has 8 exons. The coding region runs from base 1 to 3279 and encodes 1092 amino acids. Lineage: Eukaryota; Fungi; Ascomycota; Eurotiomycetes; Onygenales; Arthrodermataceae. Gene Ontology annotation, cellular component: mitochondrial outer membrane.
AUGUCGCCUAUCGAACCUGUCCCGUCUCUCCCAUCAUCCACCCUCCAACAACACAUCGAGAAUGCGGUUGUCUCACCAUCUCCAUCCGUUUGGGAUCGUAUCUCGACCUGGGCAUCGGAAAACAAAGCGCUGGUUUACACAAUUGCCGGUGUUGCUGUCAUCGUGACGAGUGCUGGUGUUGUAUACUAUUUGUCCGAGUCUGGCAGGCCAACCCAGCUUUCUGGUCAGCCGGGAGAAAAGCGCAAGAGUAAAAAGGAGCGACGAAAGGAGAAGAAGGCCGAGCAGGAAAAAAAGGUGGCUAAUUCGGAUAAGUCAGAGGUCAAGGCAGCGACAGAACAGACCCCGGAAAAGCUCCCGGAAGUUGACGAAUCCAACGUUGAUAGUUUACCUGCACAGACCCGGGAACGCUACGCUGGGAUUCUCAAAGCCGCAGGGAACAAAGCCUUCGGAUCAAAGGAUUAUAACAGGGCGAUCGAGCUGUACGGCAAAGCCAUUCUCUGUAAACCUGACCCCGUUUACUACUCCAACCGCGCAGCAUGUUACAAUGCCCUUGGCGAAUGGGAGAAGGUUGUGGAGGACACGACUGCAGCAUUGGUUAUGGAUGACGAAUACAUUAAGGCAAUGAACAGGCGAGCGAACGCAUACGAUAAGCUUGGAAAAUAUAGCGAGGCACUUCUGGACUACACCGCUAGCUGUAUUCUGGAUGGGUUCGCGAGCGACACUGGCAAGGCUGCCGUGGAAAGAUUGCUGAAGCAGGUUGCCGAAGAGAAAGGCCGAACUAUUUUGGAGGGCAAGGGCAAGAAGUUGCCCAGUGCUACCUUCGUGUCGAACUACCUACAAAGCUUCCGACCAAAGCCGAUCCCCGAAGAGUUAGGCGAGUCUGUUGAACUGAAGGAAGAUAGCGGCCUGGGCCAGCUCCGAAAAGGGUUGUUGGCAGUUUCCAAGUCAACUGGAGAUGGUUAUGAUGAGUCCGCAAGGUCUUUCGAGAAAGCCCUAGAGCUAGGCGACCUUGGUCAAUUUGAAGCUCUUGCGCUGAAUAUGCGUGCGACCUUCACAUAUCUAGCAGGCGAAGCCUCUGCAGCUCUUGCUGACCUCAACAAGAGCAUUGAGCUUGACCCUUCGCUCGUUCAGAGCUACAUUAAACGUGCCAGCUUAUACUUGGAAAUGGGUAACCGAGAAUCAGCACAGGACGACUUUGACCUGGCUGUGACCCAGAACAAGGAUGACCCAGAUAUUUACUACCACCGAGCGCAGCUCCAUUUCAUCCUGGGUGAGCUCGGAGAGGCCGCCAAGGACUACCAGAAGUCCAUCGAUCUUGACCGGGACUUCAUCUACUCCCACAUCCAGCUAGGUGUGACGCAGUACAAACUAGGGUCGGUUGCAUCAGCAAUGGCCACCUUCAAGCGAACGCUCAAGAACUUCGAGAACGUAGCUGAAGUGUACAACUACUACGGCGAGCUGCUUCUCGACAUGCAGAAGUUCUCCGAGGCGAUUGAGAAAUUCGACCGGGCGGUCGAACUGGAGAAGUCCAACAAGCCCUGGAGCAUCAACGUGCUGCCUCUAAUCAACAAGGCUCUUGCCAUCUUCCAGUGGAAGCAAGAUUUCCAAGAGGCCGAGAACCUUUGUCAGAAGGCUCUGAUCAUUGACCCUGAUUGCGAUAUCGCUAUCGCCACUCUCGCCCAGCUCCUGCUCCAGCAAGGGAAGGUCUCCCAAGCUCUGAAAUACUUUGAACGGGCCGCAGAACUAGCCCGAACAGAGGCAGAGGUGAUCAACGCCGUGUCGUAUGCCGAAGCCACUCGCGCGCAGCUGGAGGUGCAGGAGAAAUACCCCAAGCUCGCCGCCAGACUAGCACAAAUGGGAGGUGCAGCAGGACUCGGUGCUCCCGUGACUUUACAUGCCGUCCCCAUCGACGGGAAUGAUGCCAUCGGAGCCCGCACGGUGGAAUUGGCAUAUCCGAUUUACCGCUCCAUCGUGGGCCGAUCUUCGAGAUCCGGUUCGAACAAGCUGGCUGCUACAGAGUAUAAUUUGCGGUUCGAUAACCGUGUCGUCUCGAGGAAUCAUGCUGAGUUCUUUGUCGACCUAAAGGAGAAACGAAUCUAUCUUAUGGAUACGUGCUCUAUGCACGGCACCUCCGUGAAUGGCGUCAAGUUGACAACAAAACCUAUACUGAUCUCGAAUGACGAUAUCAUUACUUUGGGGAAUACUGUCAACCGAGGACCUGAAUCCUUUGACCCGGUUAAAAUUCGCCUUGAGAUUACCUGGAGCAAUUCUCCCCAAGUUAUCACUACUUGCGAGGCACCAUGUACGAAUACAUUUGCAGUACCUGAGGACUAUGGAAGCGGGAUCGAGGACGAAUAUGACAGUGACGGUAUCGAACAAGAUCCCUUCAUGCCGUGGCAAGAGGUCUCUUCAUCAAAUUCAGAUGCAGAUAUCAUCUCGGUUAGAUCAUCUCCAGAGCCUGCCAAUGCUGAGACCGAAGACACUUCAUCUCAAGCUAGUAAAGAAGUCGAUCAUACCAAAGCCUUAAGCCACACCGCUAACGGUACCAUGCCGCUCAGGGUACCUCAGAAACCCAGGUUGGGGCACUCUUGGCGGGAAACUCUUACUCCACCAAAUAGAGCAGAUCGCGUUACAAUGACUAAGGAAGCUUCAAAGGGCAAUGACACCGACGAUUCCUCUCCAUUUGCUUGUCUCGCGCUAAACCCGCUACUUGACCAUUCGCCCGCGCCGAAGGAGGGGCUUCCUGAAUCUGACCCCGCCUCAGACUCCAAAGUUUCUCUAUUUGGAGCGGAUCGAAAUACCACGGACGGCCCAAGUAUAAGGCCUAAUGUCAAUGCAGUCGCUGGGAUGUUGUCUCCAUGGAGGGCCGUACCUUCAUUGGAUUUAAUCCAUUCCUCGGGAAUAUCCACACCGGAACAGCACCCGGAUGUGGUUGAAGGAACAUCAGAGGCCCCGCUCGUGUCUCACAAUUCCCUACCCGCAGUCAGUGCUAACACUAGAUCGAUGAAACGUAAAUUCGAUGAUACCUGUGUCACUGAGGAACAAGUUAGCCAAGAUCUUCCAGAUGCACAACCCCAAGAGGUAUUCCCAGAUCCAGAAGUAGUUGAGGAGAAGGAGAAUGAGCCCCCACGGAAGCGAGCUAAAACUACUACCCCCCGUCAGCUGUCUCAUGCUGCAGUUUUUGCCCGCUAUGCUGCAACUGCCAUCACUGGAGCCGUCAUUGGGGGAGUGGGUGCAGUUGUAGCGCUUGCUUCUCUUCCACCAAACUUCUUCGAUUAG